AUGGGGAACAGGCGCUGGUCAUUGCUGAGGGAAGCGAUCAGAGGCCAAAACUCUGGCGUGGCGAGUCCCGUGCUGGCAGAAUCGCACUUGGUCGCGCUGCUGCAGCUGCAGCAGGCGUGGGGCGCAUGGGCGGGCAACAGCAACGCCAGCACGGUGUGCUCUGCAUGGGCUGGCGUCACGUGCAGCCCCAAGGGCCUAGUCGUUGCGCUGGAUACAAGGGCCCUUCCCAUUGAUCCUCCCCCAAGUGGUUCCAUACCUGCCUCCAUCACGAAUCUCGCCACUCUCCAAUAUCUCGAUCUCAGCUAUGUUGAUCUGGAGGGGCCCAUUCCAUCCCUUGCCAGCCUCACCCGGCUCACCCACCUGUACGUGCCUUUCCCAUGGGUUUCAAUCAACACCCUUUCUACCGUAUGCCUUUCUCCCAUUGCGCGCUUACCUCCCUUAGGCCCCACAACCCCUGACAUUCAACCCAACCCAACCCCGCAAGUUACCCCCUUACCCUCCAUUCUUCCCAUCCCGUAUACGCUCGCCCAUUUCACACGCUCUCCCUUCCCUCAAUCCACUUUACAGGCUUCCUCUUACCUCCCUGAGUAUGCUCAUUCUCUCCCCCUCUGCAUGCUCACUCGCUCUCCUCUCUCUGUGCGCCUGCCACCCACCACCAGCGGUCUCCUUGACCUGUCGAGGUUCACAGGGGACUUGUCCUUCCUUGCAAUACUAUCCCGAUUGGAAAGCCUUCAGGACUUGUAA
Messenger RNA from Closterium sp. NIES-65, 744 nucleotides. The record is from the annotation of a GenBank genome assembly. NCBI's taxonomy places the organism in Eukaryota, Viridiplantae, Streptophyta, Zygnematophyceae, Desmidiales, Closteriaceae.